AUGUCCUCCAAGACAAAAGACAAAGAAGAAGACAAAGAAGAAGAAAAGACCCAGAAGCCUCCCUAUGAGGUGAUUAUCAUUGGAUCCGGUCCUUCGGGUUUGAUCUCUGCCAAGAUUUUGUUGGAGAAGGGCUCCAUUGGACGAGAAACAGUUCCCUGUGAAAUCCGCGACGACAAGGAUGACACACUGGUGGCCACCAUUCCAUCAUCUCCUCAACCCGUCUACGAAGAACUACGGGCCAACUUUCCCAAAGAUUUGACGUCCUUUUUGGGCUAUGACUUUGACGUGGCGGUCUCCAUGUUCCCCAAGGCAUCCACUCUGGCCACCUAUUACCAACGAUUUGGAAAAGCACAUGGGGUCGAUAAGGUCGCCCGGUAUCGUCAACGGGUGGUUCAGUGCCGCAAGCAAGAAACCAAGAUUAGUUCUUCUUCGAAUGACAAGGAGGAGACAACCGAACUCUUGUGGACCGUGGAAACCAUCGACACGGCCCAACCACCCAAGAAAUCGAAACAAAUCUUUACGAGUCGCCGUUUAUUGGUCGCCAAUGGCCAUUUCCGAAAGGCUUUUGCUCCCAUGAUCCCUGGUUUGCAAAGCUUUCAAGGGGAAAUGAUACAUUCCUCGGCGUUUGUGUCACCCAUCAACACCAAAAAGUAUUCCUGGCAGGACAAGACCGUCCUCAUUGUCGGAGGCGGCAUUUCGGGAAGCGACAUUGGACGAAUCCUCGCCAAGCGGGGCAACUGCGCCAAGGUCAUUGUGUCUGUCCGCACAUAUCAUCCACAACAGUAUCUAUUGCUCGAUCGACUCGUCCACAAGUAUCCCGUGUCAUUGCGUCCCGCCAUUGAUCGGAUCGAUCCCGAAACUGGCGAGUUUCAUUUUGUGGAAAUUCCAACCGACAACCCGCACAAGUACAAUACCAGUUCCAAAACGACGGAACGACCCGAUGUCAUUGUCUUUGCCACGGGGUACCGCUACUACUUUCCCUUUUUCCAGCCGCCAAAUAAUGACAGUGACAGCAGCAGCACACCCGCCAUGCCGUUUGUCCGUGCCGAUGGCUUCAAAAUGGAACGAUUGUACAACCGCAUCCUCUCGAUUGACGACCCGACGUUGGGAUUCAUUGGCAUUCCCAAUCAGAACCUGUCCCCGGCCAUUGUCAUGGAAUAUCAAGCCCAGUGGUUUGUGCACAAUGCCGUCUUGCAUCCAUCCACGCUCCCCUCCAAAAAAGCAAUGUUGCAGGAAUGGGAAUCGCGAGCCAAUGAUCCCUCACAGGAUGCCCUGGGUAUGAAGUGUUCCAUCUAUUGCAACCAGCUCGUAGCGCAAGUUCCAGGAUUACGUGGAUUCUGGACGCAAGUCGUCAUGGACCGACUGCCACUUAUUAUGCGGACCAAGUGGUAUCGAUACAAAAAGACGACCUCGAUGACACAACAACUCUGGUGGCCACUGUUGGCCGUCCUUGGUGCGAUCCUUGCAUUGGCGUGGAAGUACCUCUUGGUGGCAGAUUCAUCAUCAACAACGACAUUGGCCUGA
Messenger RNA from Seminavis robusta, 1524 nucleotides. The record is from the annotation of a GenBank genome assembly. Lineage: Eukaryota; Bacillariophyta; Bacillariophyceae; Naviculales; Naviculaceae.